Molecule: messenger RNA, 1630 nt
Organism: Drosophila kikkawai
Lineage: Eukaryota; Metazoa; Arthropoda; Insecta; Diptera; Drosophilidae
Gene: Ugt302K1
Product: UDP-glycosyltransferase family 302 member K1
Molecular function (GO): UDP-glycosyltransferase activity
Source: RefSeq, a predicted model, not a curated record
GCUCGGUUAGGUUCUCGGUGUGGGGUUUCUUGUUUGAUUUUCAUCACCAUGCGUUUAUUUACCUUGAUCUUGGCGCUAAUAUUUAGCCUGGGAUCCUCCAGUGGCUACAAGUUUCUCAUGAUCUUGAACUCUCCCGGGCGCUCGCACUUUAAUGUCGGCCAUGCCCUGGCCAAGGGAUUGGUCCAAGCAGGUCAUGAGAUCACCGUGGCAUCUGUGUUUCCUCUGAAGAAACCCAUUCCGGGCUAUCAUGAUAUUUAUAUUCCAAAUGUGAUAAAUGCAAUGAGGGGUGACUUGGCUGGCUUAUGGGCAUCUAUUCAGAAAUCUGUGACGCAGAAACUCAUUGAUCACUAUCAAAUGGGCUUCCGCUUGACCAGAGCCCUGUUUGAGGAACCCAACUUCCAGGAGCUCUUAAAGAGCAACAAAAGUUUCGAUGCGAUAAUAUGCGAGACCUUUUAUAACGACGCCCACUAUGGCUUGGCUGAGCAUUUCAAGGCCCCACUUAUAGGACUGAGCACCGGUGGUGGGUUGACUUUUAUUACAGAUAUGGUUGGUUCUCCAGCUCCCGCUUCCUUUGUGCCCCACAUAAUGUUACCCUUUAACGAUCAUAUGACUCUCUUCGAACGCCUCGCCAACGUGGCAUUCCUGGCCUAUGAAAGACUGCUCCUGGAUUAUUAUUACUUGCCGGGACAGGAGCAACUAUACCAGGAGUUCUUUCCGGACAAUAAGCAGAGUUUCUACGAAAUGCGCCGGAAUGCCUCUCUGGUGCUGAUCAACCAGCAUGUGUCUCUAAGUUUCCCGCGUCCUUAUGCGCCCAACAUGGUCGAGGUGGGUGGCAUGCACAUCGAUGGCAAGCUGAGUCCACUGCCCGAGCGCAUCGAGAGGUUCCUCAAUGAGUCAGAGCAUGGAGUCAUUUAUUUUUCGAUGGGCUCUAAUCUUAAGAGCAAGGAUCUGCCGCCCGCAAAGGUUCAAGAGAUCCUAAAAGCCUUCAGGGGCCUCAAGCAGCGAGUUCUUUGGAAAUUUGAGCUAGAGGAUCUGCCCAACAAGCCGGAUAAUGUCUACAUUUCCGACUGGUUUCCGCAGACCGACAUACUAGCCCAUCCGAAGGUUUUGGCCUUUGCCACCCACGGCGGAAUGCUCAGCACCACGGAGUCCAUUUACCAUGGCAAGCCCGUAAUCGGUUUGCCCAUUUUCAGCGAUCAAUUCUUCAACAUGGCUCAUGCCGAGCAAACUGGCUAUGGCAUUAUGCUGGACUUUAAGGCUUUAAAGGCCCAGGACUUCCGGGCGGCGAUCGAGAGGAUCACCAGCGAGCCCUCUUACGCAGAAGUGGUGCGAGGAAUGUCUUUUAGAUAUCGGGAUCAGCAGCACACGCCCUUGGAGAACGCCGUGUACUGGGUGGAGCAUGUGACCCGACACCAAGGAGCUGCCUAUUUGAAGAGUGCCGCCCAGAGACUGAACUGGUGGCAAUACCACAACGCUGAUGUCCUCCUCAUACUCUUUGCAGUCGUGAUCUUUACGAUAAUUCUACUGCCAUACGUUAUUUUGAGGCUACUUACGAAAUUAGUAUUGGGGGAAAAGAAAACUCAAGGGGGAAAAGUAAAGCUAAACUAACGUUUUAAACUAGUCAAGAUUG